Molecule: messenger RNA, 2292 nt
Organism: Rotaria sp. Silwood2
Lineage: Eukaryota; Metazoa; Rotifera; Eurotatoria; Philodinida; Philodinidae
Source: the annotation of a GenBank genome assembly
AACAGUCGAACCUACUACAUAUAUUACACACGGAACAACCAACCUACCUUCUACCACCAUUCCACCAACAUCAAUAGAAACAACAGUUGAACCUACUACAUAUAUUACACACGGAACAACCGACCUGCCUUCUACCAGCAUUCCACCAACAUCAUCAGAAACAACAGUUGAAUCUACUACAUAUGUUACUUAUGACACCACCGAGCUAUCUUCUACCAGCAUUUCACCAACAUCAAUAGAAACAACAGUCGAGCCCACGACAUACAUUACACAUGACACCACCAACCUACCUUCUACCACCAUUUUACCAACAUCAUUAGGAACAACAGUUGAACCUACUAUAUAUAUUACACACGGAACAACCGACCUGCCUUCUACCAGCAUUCCACCAACAUCAUCAGAAACAACAUUUGAAUCUACUACAUAUGCUACUUAUGACACCACCGAGGUAUCUUCUACCAGCAUUCCACCAACAUCAAUAGAAACAACAGUUGAACCUACCACAUAUAUUACACAUGUAGCAACCAACCUGCCUUCUACCAGCAUUUCACCAACAUCAACAGAAAUAACAGUCUUGCCCAGUACCUAUGUUACCCAUGACACCUCCAACCCACCUUCUACCACUAUUUGGCCAACAUCAAUGGAAACGACAGUUGAACCUACGACAUAUAUUACACUUCAAACAACCAACCUACCUUCGGUCACCAUUUUACCAACAUCAAUAGAAACAACAGUCGAGCCCAGUACAUAUAUUACACUUGAAACGAUAACUACAAUGGCACCACCCAGAAGUAGUUGUUUGUCGAGGUGGGCAAAUAUUCUGUCUUAUGAUGCGACGUAUUGUAAUAAUGUAACAUUGGUCCCAUGGAUUAAUUGUAGUUGUAUGUUUCGAAAUGAUGCACAAAUUUUAGCAGUGGAUGAAGUGAGAAAUGGAACAAUCCUAAAUGGCACGGAUUUGGCUUUGCGGUUAACAGUAUAUUAUGCGUCAAUCAUGGAUUGUGCGACAAUUUUAAAUGAAUUCAAAAUCUUAACGCCCGAUGAAGUAGAGGCUAUUGUUCGUCGUCUUAACGAUCGUAUCGUAGUUUUCUCUCCGGAAUCACAUAUAGUAGUGCACUCCAUAAAUGAAAGCAAUGAUACAGUGAUAGGCGCUUCAUUUCAACAGAAUUCUCCAAGUCAAACUAUUUUCAACUCUAAUAAGUCUGUUGCUAUUAAUUCAAGGUUUUCAUCUGCUGCUAUUUUCCAUCCUGAUUCGUUAAUUGAUGCUACUUCAAUACCAACCGAAACAAGGGUGAUCACUUCCUUUCCUUAUGUUGUUUCUUCAAGAACAACAACUACUACUACGGUCUCCUCAACAACAACUACUACUACGGUCUCCUCAACAACAACUACUACUACGGUCUCCUCAACAGCAACUAUUACUACUGUUCCCUCAACAACAACUACUACUAGUGUCCCCUCAACAACAACUACUACUACCCCUUCACCAAUUUAUUAUAAUUCAAGCUCUUGUAAUAAUAGUUCCUUAUUACCAGUGAACGGCUCAUGUAAGCCAAUCGACGAAGUGCAAAACGAAGCUUUUCAAGCAAUUCGAUCGAAUGGCAGCUGUCUGAACGCGUCUGCCUUAGCAUAUUAUCUUACAGUGUACUCGGCAGCAAUUGCCCAUUCGAAUUUAUCGUCAAAUCUAAUUGACUAUUUGUCACCCGAGGAAAUCGAUGAAAAAGUUGGAUGUCUUAACGGUGAUGCUAUUGUUUUUGCGAAUACAUCAUUUUUAAUAUCAACACCAUUGAAGAAAGGAGAGGAUGCUGUCAUUGGUGCUUGGUUUUCAACAGAACAUGGUAGUGGUAAUAUAACAAAUUCGACUGUUGAUGAAAGACUGAACAACACCUUUUCAGCUGCAGCUGUUAUUCAAGUUGACACUUUGAUUGAUGUUAGGUAUCUCAAGUUAUUUUUGAUUGGCGAUCCCAAGAAUUAUCGUUAUGUGAACACUUCAAUGAAUGGUGUACUUGUUUCAUCAGUUAUUGUUGCAAGCCUAUCGAACACAACACAUACAUCUGGACGAAUGAAUAUUUCAUUAUAUUUUCGGAAUCAAGCUACCAAGGUGAAAAAUAUUUCUGAGGAUAACUUUCUUUGUGUAUAUUACGAUAACAAAACCAGGUCAUGGAACGAUACAGGUUGCACUAAACCCAAAUAUAAUUCGAAUUUCAUCCGAUACGAAUGUAAUUGCAAUCAUUUAACUUCAUUUGCUCUUCUCUGGUUAUCUCCAAGUAGUCUUGAUGCUAAACUCUCAGCUGA